AUGAAGCUCGUCCGAUUCUUAAUGAAGUGCGCCAAUGAAACGGUGACCAUCGAGUUGAAAAAUGGCACAAUCCUCCACGGAACCAUUACCUCCGUCAGCCCGCAAAUGAACACCUCCCUGCGAACCGUCAAGAUGACGCCCAAGGGCCGCGACCCGAUCUCCCUCGACACGAUCAACAUCCGUGGAUCCACGAUCCGCUACUACAUCCUGCCGGACAGUCUGCCGCUCGACACGCUGCUCAUCGACGACACACCCAAGCCCAAGAACAAGGCGCGUAAGGAGGCCGAUCGCGGUGGACGGGGUGGUGGUCGCGGCGGGCCUCGGGGGCGCGGCCGGGGUCGGGGCCGAGGCCGGGGUCGUGGUUUCUAA
Molecule: messenger RNA, 369 nt
Organism: Aspergillus mulundensis
Lineage: Eukaryota; Fungi; Ascomycota; Eurotiomycetes; Eurotiales; Aspergillaceae
Product: mRNA splicing protein SMD1
Exons: 3
Coding region: 1-369 (122 amino acids)
Biological process (GO): spliceosomal snRNP assembly; RNA processing
Cellular component (GO): U12-type spliceosomal complex; U4 snRNP; catalytic step 2 spliceosome
Molecular function (GO): RNA binding
Source: RefSeq, a predicted model, not a curated record